ACGGAUCAUGCUCCUCCUGUCCGUAGACGUGGGAACUCAGAGCGUGCGCGCUGCACUCGUCACUGACCGAGGACGCUUCUUGAAGACGGCGUCGCGACCGUUGGAAAACUGGAACCCGCAGCCUGGUUUCUACCAACAGUCAUCGGACCAGAUAUGGAGCGCAUGCUGCGAAGCUAUCAAGGAGGUGUGCAGAGACGCCAAGAACGUGAGCGGCGUCGGCUUCGACGCCACCUGCUCACUUGUGGUCCUUGACGACUCCGGUCGACCAUUGACCGUCAGCCCCAAAGGUGAGCCGGAGCAGAAUGUCCUGCUCUGGAUGGACCACCGCGCCGUGUCACAGGCUGAAACCAUAAAUGCGACUGGACAUUCUGUGCUUCGCUUCAUGGGCGGAAGCAUGUCACCCGAGAUGCAGCCACCAAAGCUUUUGUGGAUAAAGCAGAACAUUCCCUCGACCUGGGAGCGCAUCGGUCUGGCCAUGGACUUGUCCGACUUCCUCACGUGGCGAGCCACUGGCUGCGCGUCGCGCUCCCUUUGCGCGGCCGUGUGCAAGUGGACGUACCAGGCAUGUACGGUGCCCGGCUCUGAUAAGAAACAUGGCUGGCAGGACUCCAUCUGGACUCGCAUAGGUCUCGACGAGAUCACGCGUGAUGACUACAGGAUAAUAGGCCAGGAAGUCCUGCCGCCAGGCGCCCCCUGCGGAAGCGGUCUGAGCACGGAGGUCGCUAUGGAGCUAGGACUUGAGAAAGGCACACCUGUGGCCACUUCGAUCAUCGACGGCCACGCCGGAGGUCUUGGCCUGCUUGGGUGCGAGGCGGACGGAAAGUUCCCGGAAGAAUUCUCUCGCCGUCUGGCCAUCAUUGCUGGGACAUCAGCUGCUCACAUGUUGGCAAGCGAGAAGUGCAUCUUCUCUCCAGGUGCUCCCGGCCCUUUCCUCUCGGUCAUGGUUCCAGGAAUGUGGCUUAGCGAACCCGGCCAGAGUGCAGCUGGGGCAUUGGUGGACCACAUAAUUUCAACUCACCCGGCUUAUCCGCAGAUAGUGGCGAAGACGAAGCCAGGCCGAAGACCCGAGGAUACGCUCAACGAUCUGCUUCAGUCCAUGAGCGACAGGCAGGGCCUAGAUUCUCUGUCAAGACUUACGACAGACCUUCACGUGUGGCCUGACUUCCACGGCAACCGGUCACCGCUCGCCGACCCAACGCUACGAGGAAUGGUUUCUGGGCUGACGCUGACGUCUGACGAGGAGGACUUAGCACGGCUGUAUCUUGCAACGCUUCAAGCACUAGCUUAUGGGUCUCGCCACAUCAUUGACGCCCUGACAGACGCGGGACACUUGCUGUCGGGCAUAUUGACGUGUGGAGGCCUGGCGAAGAAUCCGCUCUACGUACGGUCGCUCGCGGAUGCCACUGGUUUGUCCGUGAUGUUGCCUUUGGAGACGGAAUCGGUUCUUCUUGGUGGCGCCAUCUUGGCGGCCAGCGCAUGCGGCCGUUACGCGAGCGUCAAGGAAGCCAUGCUGCGGAUGGGUGGCUCGGGUCACGUCAUUUCACCGCAGAUGAGCGAGCGUUCUUUCCACGACGCCAAGUACGCUGCCUUCCACGCUCUUCUAGACUGCCAGCAGCGACUUAAGGAACUCAUGGCCUCUGGAGAACCAGCUGUUUCGUGCUCUUGAUUUCACCAUAGUAUACAAAAUGUCCAUAUCCAGAGAAAAAUAAACGGGAAACUUGAAAGGUUUUAUCAUGUCACAA
Messenger RNA from Rhipicephalus microplus (southern cattle tick), 1742 nucleotides. RefSeq names its product FGGY carbohydrate kinase domain-containing protein. Gene Ontology annotation, biological process: carbohydrate phosphorylation; pentose metabolic process. Lineage: Eukaryota; Metazoa; Arthropoda; Arachnida; Ixodida; Ixodidae. Gene Ontology annotation, cellular component: cytoplasm. Gene Ontology annotation, molecular function: D-ribulokinase activity. The record is from RefSeq and is a predicted model, not a curated record.